GCGCGCGCCCCCGGCGGCGGCGGCGGCGGCGGGUCCAGGAUUCCGUAUUUGGGACUUUCUGUUUAACCAUGUUUGCCAGUCUGGAAUUACCUGAAGUCUUGUUGCACACCCCACAAUACUGAAGUUGUGAAAUUUGUUUUGAUCAACUGGAAUACUUCUCAAGUCACAUGCAGCACGAUUCUGCCAGGAACCCCCUUCUGUUUGUCCUAGUGGAGAAACAGCUUGGGCACUGCCAUGGCCACCAUUUUCAGCCUCACACAGUUGGUCUCACAGAGCCCAAUACUGGGUCACCAGCUAUGGAAGACUUAGAGGUGGAUUUUGAUUCAGGACUGGAGGAAGAUGAACUGAAACAGGAGGCUGCUCCUGGGGUUUCCACAAUCUUUGUGGCUUUUAAAGGAAAUAUAAGUGACAGAGACUUUGAGCAGAAGCUGGAUACCAUACUGGAGAAUGUGCCUGGCCUUUUACACAUGGAAUCCAACAAGUUAAAAGUGCAGAAGAUAGAGCCUUGGAACAGCGUUCGUGUCACCUUCAACAUCCCCCGGGAAGCUGCUGAGCGGCUGCGAAUCCUGGCUCAGAACAACAACCAGCAGCUCCGGGACCUGGGCAUUCUUUCCGUUCAGAUUGAAGGAGAAGGUGCCAUCAACUUGGCUUUAGCCCAGAGCAGGAGCCAGGAUGUGCGGAUCAACGGGCCCCUGGGAGCGAGCAGUGCCAUGCGCAUGGACACGGCGUUCCCCAUGCAGGGGGGGCAAGGUUUAAUAAGAAUGAGCAAUGCUGCAGCUGUCAUGAUGUCCCAGGGUGGAAAUGUGCCGUCCUCUAUGGUGGCAAGUGGUGCUAGUGCUGAGCUGCAGCCACGAACACCUCGGCCUUCCUCACAGCCAGAUGCGAUGGACCCACUCUUAUCUGGGCUAAAUAUGCAGCAACAAAAUCAUCCACCUGGAUCUUUAGCUCCUCAGCUCCAUUCAAUGCAGUCAGUUCCUGUAAACAGGCAGAUGAACUCAGCCAACUUUCAGCAGCUACAGCAGCAGCAGUUGCAGAAUCGGCCUCCCCAGCCACAUCAGCAGCCACCGCAGGGUAUUCGACCUUCAUUCACUUCACCAGCACAGGUUCCAGUUCCCCCUGGCUGGAACCAGCUUCCUUCUGGAGCACUCCAGACUCCUCCAACCCAGGGAGCACUGGGUACAUUGACAGUAAAUCAGGGCUGGAAAAAGGCCCCGUUGCCUGGACAAAUGCAGCAGCAGCUUCAAGCAAGACCAUCUCUAGCAACAGUACAAACUCCUACUCAUCCUCCACCUCCAUAUCCUUUUGGAAGCCAGCAAGCUUCUCAGGCUCACUCAAACUUUCCCCAGAUGAGCAAUCCUGGCCAGUUUACUGCUCCUCAAAUGAAAAGCCUUCAGGGAGGGCCCUCACGGGUUCCUACCCCACUACAGCAGCCCCACCUGACCAAUAAGUCUCCUGCUUCUUCUCCCUCCUCCUUCCAGCAGGGCUCUCCUGCCUCAUCUCCCACUGUUAACCAGCCACAGCAGCAGCUGGGACCAAGGCCUGCCCAGAGCAGCACUCUUCCCCAGGGCUUCCAGCAGCCUGUCAGUUCUCCCAGUCGUAAUCCUAUGGUGCAACAGGGGAACGUACCCCCCAACUUCAUGGUGAUGCAGCAGCAAAACCAAGGUCCACAAGGUUUACACCCUGGUUUAGGAGGACUGCCCAAGCGGCUGCCCCCGGGGUUCCCUGCAGGCCAGGCUAACCAGAGCUUCCUGCAGGGCCAGGUGCCCUCCACAGCUCCAGCAACGCCAGGGAACAGCGGAGCACCGCAGCUGCCAGCCGGCCAGAGCGUGCAGCACACAGGCGGCCAAGGGUCUGGACCUCCUCAAACUCAGAUGCAAGCAGCACAUGGCCCACCAAAUAUGAUGCAGACCAAUCUAAUGGGACUUCAUGGAAAUAUGAACAACCAGCAGGCUGGUGCUAGUGGGGUGCCACAAGUUAACAUGGGCAAUAUGCAGGGACAGCCUCAGCAAGGACCACAGUCCCAGCUUAUGGGGAUGCAUCAGCAAAUCGUGUCCUCUCAAGGACAGAUGGUGAACAUUCAGGCUCAGGGAUCACUGAACCCUCAAAACCAGAUGAUACUUUCUCGAACUCAGCUCAUGCCGCAAGGCCAAAUGAUGGUGACACCCCAAAACCAAAAUCUUGGUCCCUCUCCCCAGAGGAUGACCCCACCCAAACAGAUGAUUUCCCAGCAGGGACAGCAGAUGAUGUCCACACACAAUCAGAUGAUGGGACCUCAGGGCCAGGUCUUGCUACAGCAAAACUCAAUGAUGGAGCAGAUGAUGACCACUCAGAUGCAAGGAAAUAAACAGCCUUUUAGUACUCAAAACCAGUCCAACGUUAUGACGGGGCCAGCUCAACUGAUGAGAGGACCAACCCCAAACAUGCAAGGAAACAUGGUGCAGUUCACUGGGCAGAUGAUGGCUCAGCAGGGUCCUGUGAAUGGGAAUCCUUCUCAGGUGAUGGGAAUUCAAGGGCAAGUUUUAAGACCCACUGGACCUGGUCCUCACAUCUCUCAGCAACUUGGGGAUGCUGCGACCACCACAAACAACGAUGGGAACUUGACACAGAUGUUACCUGAGGUUCCUGUGCAGCAGCCAAACAUGGUGCCUUCUCAUAUGCAAGGAAUGCAAGGAAACAGCAAUGCUUCAGGGAGUCAUUUCUCUGGCCAUGGGCUGCCUUUCAACACGGGAUUUAGUGGAACUCCCAAUGGGAAUCAGGUUUCCUGUGGGCAGAACCCUGUGUUUCCUGUCAAUAAAGAUGUGACGCUCACGAGUCCGCUCUUGGUUAACCUACUCCAGAGUGAUAUCUCAGCAGGGCACUUUGGUGUGAACAACAAACAGAAUAACCAGAAUGCCAACAAGCCAAAGAAGAAGAAGCCUCCGAGGAAGAAGAAAAAUAAUCAACAGCUAGAGCAAACAACUUCUUCAGAAUCACGUCCAGCUGGCCUGGAGGAGAGUGAUCAGUCAUCGAUGUCUGGAGACCAAGGAAUGAGUUUAGAGAAGUCAGUCCCUAAACUCUCCGAUUUUGCAAGUAGGCCACCAGGUUAUCCAUCUCAGCCAGUGGAGCAAAGGCCACUUCAGCAGAUGCCCCCUCAGCUCAUGCCACACUCGCAGCAGCCCCAGCCCCAGCCUCAGCAGCAGCAGCAGCAGCAGCAGCCCCAGGCAGCCCCGCAGCAAGGCCAGGCACCCCCCCAGACACCGCAGCAGCAGCAGAUGAUGAUGAUGCUGAUGAUGCAGCAGGAUCCCAAAUCAGUCAGGCUGCCUGUGCCCCAGGGGGCUCACCCCCCCAGGGGACCCCUGAACCUGGAUGUCCAGCGGAUGCCAAUGCAGCAGAGCGGGAACAUGCCCGUGAUGGUGAACCUCCAGGGGCCUGGGCCCGUGCCUCCCUCUCCUGACAAACAGAGGAUGGCCCUGCCAGGCAACCCUCCUCUGGGAAAUAAUGCAAGAAAAAUGGUUUAUCCAGAUAACGUACAGAAUCCUUCCACCUCACCCCUCAGAGAGGUGUCAUCAGUGUCCUCUCUUCCAGAAGGAGGUGGAGCUGAGGGCCCUCCAACAUCAGGAGCUCAGAAUAAUGUCACAUCUCAUUUAGUAGUUUCACAGAACCAGUUAAUGAUGACAGGACCCAAGCCUGGACCAUCCCCACUUUCAGCUGCCCAAGGUGCAAGUCCCCAGCAGCAGUCUAGUUCUCUGCCUAGUGCUCUUACACACCAUUUUCCAAAUGUUGCUGCCCCAUCACAAACGUCAAGGCCUAAAACCCCAAACAGAGCGAGCCCACGGCCAUAUUACCCUCAGACUCCUAAUAACCGUCCCCCCAGCACAGAGCCCUCAGAAAUCAGCCUGUCUCCAGAGAGGCUCAAUGCCUCUAUUGCUGGUCUGUUCCCUCCCCAGAUCAAUAUUCCUUUACCUCCCAGGCCUAAUCUCAAUAGAGGAUUUGAUCAGCAGGGUCUGAAUCCCACUACUUUAAAGGCCAUUGGACAAGCCCCAUCAAAUCUCACAAUUAACAAUCAGUCCAGUUUUACUGCCUCACAGUCACACAAGUUGGAAGGUGUGGUCAUUAAUUCGGGCAAACAAAGCAGCGCCGGAGGAGCAAAGAGAGCAAGCCCAAGCAAUAGUCGAAGGUCCAGUCCUGGAUCCAGCAGGAAAACUACACCAAGCCCUGGCAGACAGAAUUCAAAAGCAGCUAAAUUAUCAUUGACAACUCAGCAGAAUCCAUCUCUCUUGCAGAAUGUGGAACUACAGAGAAAUAUGAUGGUUAGUCCCUCUUCUUUGCCGACACCUGUGACUACAAGUUUUCAAAAUAACUCCAUGCUAAGUAACCAGAAUCCCACAGUUUCUGUACCUGCUGCGACUGGCAUUCCUGAAGACAAUAAGGAGAGCCUUAGUGGGCCUCAAGAUGCUGAGAGUCAAAAUGCACAAGGUGCCCUAGGUGGCAAGGACCAGCCCAGUAUGGAAUUGAAAGGUGCCCCUACUCCAGAAAUGAAAGUGCUGGUUCCUGAGGAACAGGCAAAAAAAGAUGGGCAAGCCUUAGACAGCAGUAAGCUCCCAGUCAUGGAGGAAAGUAAAGCCAUGGUAUCUCCAGCCAUGAGGGAGGCACCAACUUCUCUAAGUCAACUUCUUGACAAUUCUGGAGCUCCUAAUGUGACCAUUAAGCCUCCUGGGCUGACUGGUCUUGAAAUGGCGCCAAUAGUUCCCACUGGUGAGGAGCUAAAGAAGAUAGCUGUCAUUCCUCCACUGCAGGAUUCAUCCUUGAGCAAGGAGCCAUCUAAUUCACUUAGCCUGCCUCAAAAUAAUGAGCCCUGUCCAAAUCCAGGGCACCAGGAACUGGGAGAAGUAAAUGCAAGUGUGGCACAGAGUGUUCCUCCAGUCAUGCAGAGGCCUGUUAGCUCUUGUAUUUCGGGUCCUUUGCCUCCCAAUCAGAUAACAGUUUUUGUGACUUCCAACCCUAUUACAUCUGCUGCUAAUACAUCAGCUCCGCUGCCAUCCCACUUGCAGUCUGCAUUAGUGUCCACUGUUGUCACCAUGCCUAACGUGGGGAGCAAAGUGAUGGUUUCCGAGGGACAGUCGGCGGCUCAGUCCAACGCCCGGCCGCAGUUCAUCACCCCUGUGUUUAUAAAUUCAUCCUCAAUCAUCCAGGUGAUGAAGGGCUCUCAGUCCAGUGCGAUUCCAGCAGCCCCCAUGACUUCAAACUCGAGUCUGAUGCCUCAGUCGGUGGCGGUUGUUGGUCCUUUGCAUAUCCCACAGAAUAUCAAGUUUUCCUCCGGGCCCACUCCUCCCAGCACCUCAUCCACCAGUUCUGUGUCCAGUAUUCCCACCAGCAGGUCGCUCGUUCUGAAUCCCUUGGCAUCUCCCGUCCAGCUGCCUUCUUCUGCUCCUGCUCCUUCCAGUGUUCCUUCACAGCUGCCUGCUCAGCAAGCCAAGGACUUCAGCCCAGAGGAGACUUCCCAAGGGGCAGGGUCGGGUGAGCAGUGCCCUGUGCCAGCCGCCCAGUCGGGACCUGUUGUUUCCUCUCUGCUUACAAGCAGCCCGGGCUCUGGGAAUAGACGCAGUCCUGUUUCGUCCAGCAAGGGAAAGGGAAAGGUAGACAAGAUUGGCCAGCUCCUGCUGACUAAAGCAUGCAAGAAGGUCACUGGCUCCCUGGAGAAAGGGGAAGAGCAGUACGCUUUGGAUGGGGAAACAGAAGGUCAGGGACUAGAAACGUCGGUCCCAAAUAGUUUGGCAACAGAGCAACCCCCAGCAGAACUCGAUAACAAAAGCGGGACCCCUCCAGCACCCAGUGUAACGAAACCGAGCCCUUCUGGGCCCGGCAGCUCGGGCCUCAGCCCCGCGGCGGCCGCUCCCUCCUGCGCGUCCCCUGGCGCGCCCCCGAGCACCCCCGGUCCCGGUGCGCUCCCGGCCGCAGCCGCUCCGGCCGGAGCCCCCCCGGCAGCCCCGGAGCCCUCGGGCCCCGCCGCCAGCGGCGGCAGCCCCGGCGGGGGCCCGGAGCAGAGCGGCGGCGCCGCGGCCGAGGAGAAGCCCGCAGCACCCCCGGAGCUGCUGCAGAGCGCAGCAUCCUCUCAACAUUUAACACAGAAAAAAAGUUCAGUUGCAACAUCAGAAAGUACUGUUCAAAGAGCAGAACUUGAGACAAAUGCUGCAGUAGUUGCUGGUCAAAGUAAUGAGACAAAAGAGAAUUGUGAAAAGUCUAAAACUCCAAGUAGAAGAAAUUCAAGAACAGAGGAUUCUGCCGCUUCACAGGAAGCUGUAGAGAACGGGCAGCGCAAGAGAUCCUCGCGACCCGCGUCCGCGUCCGGCACAGCUAAAGUUUCAAGGAUUUAGCCACAGGCUGGUCUUGAAGUGUUUCCCGACGUCCGCACUGGCAGUAAAUGCUGUAUGAAUUCCUCUUUGGUACAUCUGUGGAACUUGUUUUUUGCAGCACUCACCAUCACAGUGUUUGGCACCUUGCCUAGUUGAAUUCUCUUUGCAAAAAUGUGUUGCUGUUGGAAGGACCGUACUGAGAUCAAAAAGUGACAUUUUUCUUUUCCUGAAGCCUGAAAGUCUUCCCAAGUGCACGGUCAGUUCUUGCCAAGUCAAAUGCCAUGGUUCAGGCGCGCUCCAGAGGCUGCUGAGGUGGCAGCCAGGAGCAUCAGGGAGUGCUGUGUGCUAGCACAGAGCCUCAGCUCUGCUUCACAACAACAUCUGAACUCCUGAAGUUAUUAACCCAUGACAUUAGCAGGUGCUGACGUGCCUUACUCCUACCCAGGUUACAGUUUUUAACAAUUAUGCAGCAUUUGUGUGAUGUGCACGGCCCAGUGCCAGGCUGAAGCUAAUUCUGUCAGCUUCUUGUGUUUAAGGGUCAGAAAAAUGCUGAUGGACCAAAGUUAUACAAGAGAGUAGAGAGAGACUGUCAAGAGGCAACAUUGGACCACUAUUUUAAAGAUAAUAUACAGAACAAAGAGGUACUGAUAUAAAAUGAUUAUAAAAGGAAGUCAAGUUGAAUUCAGCCACCAUUUCCAUACUGGAGGUACUGAAGUGUGUGCUAAGAAUAUUGUGUUGUCAGAGUUUCAGAGAAGCAUUCCAGCUUUACGUCAUUGCGCAAUGACUCCCAAAGAUUACACAGGGGACCUAUAUGUUCUGCACUUUUGUGACUGCUGAAUUUAAUUAUAUUUACUUCUUGUGGCAGGACUGUGCAGAAGAAUCUGAGUUUGUAUUGUAAAAAUAAAUUCUCUUUCAUGAUUGUGAAAAAAAGUUUGAAAAAUGUGAAGCCAGUGUAAAAUCCCUGCCUGUGUUUGAGGGGAUCUGGAGCGUGUGACCUGCCCCACAUGCUCUACUGGGUAAACCUAAAGAUGACAACCAGUGACACUUCCAAUUCUGAAAAUGUGGGAACGGGAAAGUGCAUCAAAUUCAAAUAAUACCAGAAUUCUCACAGGGGUUUGUGCUGGCUGUGUAAUUCAUUUACCUCUGUAAAUAAAACCUUUGCUUUUAAGUCGUGCAUCUGAAGCUGCCACAAUGUCCAAGGGCUUUGCUGGACACUUGGAUGCAGUCUGCAGGGGACACCUGGCUGUGCUGCCUUACCUGUGAGCACACAGCUGCUCCUGAGCUGUGGAGAAUGAGCCAAACCAGGUGCUCUGGACAAGCUGCACAUUAGUGAGGUGGCUGCAGGAGUGUCACCUGGUUUGUCACCCGUGCCUGCUCUGUUGUACAUUUUUGUUAGUGAAUCAGAGCUUAUUAUUCUGGUUUGGUUGCUCCUGUCCUCAUUAUGUUACCUGUGUCCUGAGAAAGCCCCAAUCCAUGAUAAAAGGAAUGUGGGGCUGGGAGGAGUUACCUCUUGAGAUAGAGGCUGUUUAAAGUCAUCAUUAGGAAAAAGAAAUCAGCAGGGAGAAAGAAGCAGACUUUGACCAGCUGGAGUAGGAACUUGGUGGCUAAGCCUGGGGAAGGAGGAGGCAGAAGGGUCACUGGGACAGAAGAGGGGGACACACAGGAGGGCCAGCCCUGCCCACUGUGUCUGGCACACUCUGGGUGUAGGGUUUGGGAGGUGCUGCUGAUGCUCCCAAGGGACUGAGACGGGAGCUGAGUGCUGCUGGCCCGCUCCUCCUCCCAAACACAGAGCCUUGAGCAGCAACAAGGGUGGCAACAGCUGCUGCUGAAGGUACUUCAAAGUCAGUCCUGCUGCUUGGAAGGCUCCAGGCUGGAGUCCAGCCUUCUGAGAUGUUUCACUUCUGAAAAUUGGUACUGUCCUGGAGUUUUCCCUUUUUGGAGUACUUUUCCAGCAAGGGCUGCUUUUAGCAUUUACUGUACUUUUGAGUUUGUUAAAUUUUGAAAUGUUGAUUGUUUUUUCUAAUUCCACAUGUAACAGCUGUGGAGUUGUACUGCUGCUAUUCUAAUUUUAGAUGGGCUUGGAAAUUUUUUUCCCUAUUGACUCUUAAAAUGCACACAGCUGCAAUAGUUUUUGGAAAACAUUAUGAAGAGCCAAAGAGACAUUGCCAACAUUCAAAAACACAUUUUAAAAAAGAUCUAAAGAUGCAAAUGCCUUUGGUCUUUACUCUUUUUUUGUUUUGAAAUGGAAACUUAGUGCCUUGGUGAGUGCACUGGACAUGUCAUCUGCUGUCGCCGUGGCCCUGCAGGUGUUAACAUUUGUGUCUUUCUGCAUCAGCUGUGUUCCUGUGACUCAGUGCACGCUGCAGAGACUCAUUUUCUAGUGACCUUCUAGGAGCUCAGACAGCUGGGGUGCUGGCUGGCAUGGCAGAGUGGUUGUGUAGCACCAUCUCCUCCUGUGGCACGUGGGGGACAGCACGUGGGGACAGUUCCAAACCCUUGGCUCUUCUUUCCAGGCUGUCCUGUGAGGUUUGCAGGAGUGCCCAGCUCGGGGCCCAGGGGUGCCCCAGCUGCUCAGGAGUCUGUCCUGGUGUGGGGAAAUCCACCAGAGCACACACUCUGGUGUGAGUUUGGAACAAUGGCAGGGCAAUCUGUGCCCCUCUGGGGAAUGGCUUACCGACUGCAUAUCCAUGCUUCUUUUCUUCUCUUGAUUUCAGAAACGAGUGCCAGUGCAAUGCAGUCAAAAAGAAGAAAAUCCAAGUAAAUUACUGCAUGGAAACAUGAGACUUGUAAAUGAGUGUGAAUUUACCAAUAGCAAUUUUGAGCUGUGAUUUUUGUUUUUUAAAUAAAAUUCUGUACAGUAAGUAAUUUUAAUAUUAUACUGUUCCCAAUAAAUGAUUUUUUUUUUCUAAAAAACAGAUAAAUAGAUAUAAAAACUGGGUUCUUCUAAAACCCCCUGGAUUUGCAACGUGAAGUCAGGGUUAGCACAUUAGGGUAAUGUGUUUGUAUGAAAUGGAAGGGGAGGGGAAGACAAUUGUAAAUUUAUUUGUUUCCAAUUUUCAUAAACAAUUUAGAAUACAGGCGUGUCAUUUUUGGGUAUUAAAAUAAUGUAAUGUGCUGUUGUUUAAGUACUGUAUGUGAAUAGCAGUCAGAGGGUUUAUAAACAAACCCCAUGUUGUUUGGAAAUGUAAAUAAUUUUAUUAUAUAGUCGAUCUGAUGUAUUUGUUGUAGAAAUGGACCAGUGAAACAAAAAAUAAAUUUAAGGGUUUGUAUAAUGUGGAGUCCCUCAUGCUCUAAAUAAAUGUUAUUGUCCUAUAAA
This is a messenger RNA of Haemorhous mexicanus (house finch), 9648 nucleotides long. It is a transcript of the gene NCOA6, whose product is annotated as nuclear receptor coactivator 6. The transcript has 16 exons. Bases 168 to 6353 code for a protein of 2061 amino acids. Gene Ontology annotation, cellular component: histone methyltransferase complex; nucleus; transcription regulator complex. Gene Ontology annotation, biological process: positive regulation of transcription by RNA polymerase II. NCBI's taxonomy places the organism in Eukaryota, Metazoa, Chordata, Aves, Passeriformes, Fringillidae. The record is from RefSeq and is a predicted model, not a curated record.